Messenger RNA from Callithrix jacchus (white-tufted-ear marmoset), 6353 nucleotides. RefSeq names its product erythrocyte membrane protein band 4.1 like 1 (gene EPB41L1). Gene Ontology annotation, biological process: cortical actin cytoskeleton organization; actomyosin structure organization. Gene Ontology annotation, cellular component: plasma membrane; cytoskeleton. The record is from RefSeq and is a predicted model, not a curated record. NCBI's taxonomy places the organism in Eukaryota, Metazoa, Chordata, Mammalia, Primates, Cebidae. Gene Ontology annotation, molecular function: actin binding; structural molecule activity.
UCUUUCGCUGCUGAGCCCCCCAAGGGGACCUGGCGAGAGUGAGGAGGCCCGGGGCUGUCUGGGACCAGGGCGGGGGCAGCCCUGGCACUCGAGGGGCCUCCUGCGGCACAGUCUCGCAGUGGUCUGGGAACUGCCUGUGUGUCAGGGACCCGGAGGAGGUGGCCUGGGAGCCUGAGAGAGAGGGCGGGUGGAGAGGAGACGGGCAGAGAGGAGGCGGAGGCAGGGGCUGGGCCGCCGCGAGCUGGGAGGCAGGCGCGAGCAGCGGCCGCCCCUGGGCUGGGCUCCGAGGCCGGAGCGGGGGCUGGCCGCGCGUCGGGCGCCAGGCCCGGGGCUGUGGGCACCGUGCCCAGCCCCCGGCGCACGCCGAGCCGCCACCGCCGCCGCUGCAGUCAGCAUCCAUCAGCGGGCGGGGGUGUCGCGGAACAGGCUGCUCCGCAGAGCCCGUCGCGACCCUGCGCCGCCCCGCCCCGCGGCCUGCCGGCCAGAGGAGUCGAGGGGGCCGCCCCUCGCCCAACCUGCCCGAGAUGGGGACCCCUGGGCCCAGGCGUGCUGGUCACCAUGACAACAGAAACAGGCCCCGACUCUGAGGUGAAGAAAGCUCAGGAGGAGACCCCACAGCAGCCUGAGGCCGCCGCCGCUGCUGCGACCACCCCUGUGACCCCCGCAGGCCAAGGCCACCCAGAGGCCAACUCCAAUGAGAAGCAUCUUCCCCAGCAGGACACGCGGCCUGCUGAACAGAACCUAGACAUGGAGGAGAAGGACUACAGUGAGGCCGACGGCCUGUCGGAGAGAACCACGCCCAGCAAGGCCCAGAAGUCACCUCAAAAGAUUGCCAAGAAAUACAAGAGUGCCGUCUGCCGGGUCACUCUGCUUGAUGCCUCAGAGUAUGAGUGUGAGGUGGAGAAACAUGGCCGGGGCCAGGUGCUGUUUGACCUGGUCUGUGAGCACCUCAACCUCCUGGAGAAGGACUACUUCGGCCUGACCUUCUGUGAUGCCGACAGCCAGAAGAACUGGCUGGACCCCUCCAAGGAGAUCAAGAAGCAGAUCCGGAGUAGCCCCUGGAAUUUUGCCUUCACAGUCAAGUUCUACCCCCCUGAUCCUGCCCAGCUGACAGAAGACAUCACAAGAUACUACCUGUGCCUGCAGCUGCGAGCAGACAUCAUCACAGGCAGGCUGCCCUGCUCCUUUGUCACACAUGCCCUGCUGGGCUCCUACGCUGUACAGGCUGAGCUGGGCGACUAUGAUGCCGAGGAGCAUGUGGGCAACUACGUUAGCGAGCUCCGCUUCGCCCCUAACCAGACCCGGGAGCUGGAGGAGAGGAUCAUGGAGCUGCAUAAGACAUACAGGGGGAUGACCCCAGGAGAAGCAGAAAUCCACUUCUUAGAGAAUGCCAAGAAGCUUUCCAUGUACGGAGUAGACCUGCACCAUGCCAAGGACUCUGAGGGCAUCGACAUCAUGUUAGGUGUCUGUGCCAAUGGCCUGCUCAUCUACCGGGACCGGCUGAGAAUCAAUCGCUUUGCCUGGCCCAAGAUCCUCAAGAUCUCCUACAAGAGGAGUAACUUCUAUAUCAAGAUCCGGCCUGGGGAGUAUGAACAAUUUGAGAGCACAAUCGGCUUUAAGCUCCCAAAUCACCGGUCAGCCAAGAGACUGUGGAAGGUCUGCAUUGAGCAUCACACAUUCUUCCGGCUGGUGUCCCCUGAGCCUCCACCCAAGGGCUUCCUGGUGAUGGGCUCCAAGUUCCGGUAUAGUGGGAGGACCCAGGCACAGACCCGUCAGGCCAGCGCCCUCAUUGACCGGCCUGCGCCCUUCUUUGAACGUUCUUCCAGCAAACGGUACACCAUGUCCCGCAGCCUUGAUGGAGCAGAGUUCUCCCGCCCAGCCUCAGUCAGCGAGAACCAUGAUGCAGGGCCUGAAGGUGACAAGCGGGAGGAGGAUGGCGAGUCUGGGGGGCGACGGUCAGAGGCUGAGGAGGGAGAAGUCAGGACCCCAACCAAGAUCAAGGAGCUAAAGCCGGAGCAGGAAACCACGCCGAGACACAAGCAGGAGUUCUUAGACAAGCCAGAGGAUGUCUUGCUGAAGCACCAGGCCAGCAUCAAUGAACUCAAGAGGACCCUGAAGGAGCCCAACAGCAAACUCAUCCACCGGGAUCGAGACUGGGAACGGGAGCGCAGGCUGCCCUCUUCACCAGCCUCCCCCUCCCCCAAAGGCACCCCCGAGAAAGCCAAUGAGUCCCAGAGGACCCAGGACAUCUCUCAGCAGGACUUGGUACCUGAGCCUGGAGCAGCCACAGGCUUGGAAGUGUUCACUCAGAAAAGCCUCGCAGCGUCUCCUGAGGGUUCAGAGCAUUGGGUAUUUAUAGAAAGACAGUACACUAGGCCAGAAGAUCUCGGUCUCCUAAAAGUGACCACCACCCAGCAGGAAGAAAGGCAGUCAGGCCUUGCUGGUAUCCUUGCCGACGGCAGACUCUCCAGGGUAAACGUUCUGGUGGACAAGUUCAAGGUGGAAGUGGCCAUGGAAGAAAUGGUGGGAACCAGAAGAGCAAACACCCAGCAACGAGGAAGAAUGAUUGCAAGUCCUGAAGACUUUGAGUCAGUGUGGGAGGGAGUCCCCUGGAUCAGGGAAGGCCCGGAAGGGGCUGCCCUGGCUUCAGACCACACAUUGGCGGAAAAGCUCCUCGAGGGCUCUGAGCUCAGGGAGGCAGAUACCAGAGAGGCAACCAUCAGGGACCGCUGCAUGUCAGAUGGUCAGCUGGAGGGCCAGACAGAGCUGAGAAAGGGGCUGGAGGAGCUCCACACUUGUGGGAGGCCCACUGCUCCAGGGACCGGGCCAGCAGAGGUGGACGUCCUCUCUUCAGCCUCCAACAAGGGAGGACUCCAGUCGUUUCUAUUGGAUCCAGCCCACACAGAAGCCAGAGCUGAGUCGAGCGAUGAAACUGAUACCUUCUUUGCAGAAAGGAGCUUCUAUUUAAACUAUGAAGAAAAAGACUCAGAAGACCAAGUCUUCCCUCCAUCCCUGGAGGAGAGACAAGGGCACCUGGAUGCCCCUCCUGGAGGUGAGCCCAGGCCGUCACCUAAUUCCUCAGACCUGAGAGGUUCUGCCACCGCUUCUAGCAGGAGCAAGGACGAAGCCCACAUGGCUUCCCCAGAGGAAGGGGCAAGGACCCUCAAGAACCAUGGAGGACCUGGUGACCUGAAGGGACCUACUGCAACACAGACAUUUGCUGGAGACUGCGAAGAUGCCCAGUGGGGAGUGGAAGGAUCGUUUACCCACCCAACAGCCAGCACAGCCUUCGAGGAGGAGGCCCUUGUGAGUGGAGAUUUGCUGGGAAAGGCUCUGAAAAGUCCCUCAGAGGAACUGAAGAACCGCCUUCCUCACAGAGGAGGAGGUAUGCAUCCCGACCCCCAGGCCUGCGCCCUUCCUCAGGCUGUCCCUCCGAAUGUCAGGAAGCCAGCCAAACCAGACAGAGGCAGUUUCCCACCCAAAGACAGGAGAGCGGUUCCCACCCGGAAAGGCGGGGCUGAGCUGAAGGAUUGCGAGGCCUCAGCAUUUCUUCACAUGGAGGUGAUCAUCCCCCUGCCAGCCUCCCCCGGUCAUUCGGAGGACCUGGCAGCUCAGGAGGAAGCUUCUCCAAGCCCAGCCUCCCAUGGGUCAGGGGAGCCCUCGGAGCUCAGGGAGCCCUUUCUCAGACAUGUCCAUCUUUCGAAAGCCAGUCCAGAGCCCAAGGACCAAGUAGGGUUUGUGGUGUCCCCUAACACAGGAGGUGAGCGCAGGCCACCUCCCAUCACCAGCAGAAAGCCCAGAGUAGUCCCUGAAGAAGGUGAGGGGCGCAUACCUCUGGGGUUAGUGUUCCCUUCAGGGAAGCAAAGGGAGAGGACCUCUUUCCAGGCUGGGGGCCAAGAGGGCUCCCUAGAAGAUAUUAGCAAGACCUCAGUGGCCAAUAAAAUUCGGAUAUUUGAGACCCAUGGAGCUGAAACUCGCCAAAUGAGCCAGGGUGAUGCAAGGGCCCUUCCAAAUGACUUGUCAUCAGAGGCCCCUGCAGGACCUACAGAGUGGCAGUGGAGUAUGCUCUCAGACCUGGGCUUCGUCCAGCUCCAGCCCCCAGGGGACUUUCCUGGCCCCAAAGCCACAGUGAUGCCUCUGGCUACCAGGCACGUCGGGGAGGACACUUCUGCAUCCCACCAGGAAGUACACACAGAACCAGGGCCCGUGUCCCCCGAUUCGGGCUGUGAAACCACGCUGGCAGAAGCUACUGGAACUGGGAACAAAUCCGGAGAUGCGGUCAGGAAAGAGAAACGUUCCACCAACUUAGCAGCCAACACCCCUGGGAAGGGGGGGCUCCUGAGAUUCGCCAGCCCCUCAGGCCCUCAGAGAGCAGGGCUGAGGGAGGGCUCCGAGGAAAAAGUCAAACCACCACGUCCCCGGGCCCCAGAGAGUGACACGGGCGACGAGGACCAGGACCAGGAGAGGGAUGCGGUAUUCCUGAAGGACAACCACCUGGCCAUUGAGCGCAAGUGCUCCAGCAUCACGGUCAGCUCUACGUCCAGCCUGGAGGCUGAGGUGGACUUCACGGUCAUUGGUGACUACCACGGCAGCGCCUUCGAAGACUUCUCCCGCAGCCUGCCUGAGCUCGACCGGGACAAAAGCGACUCAGACACUGAGGGCCUGGUGUUCUCCCGGGAUCUCAACAAGGGGGUCCCCAGCCAGGAUGAUGAGUCUGGGGGCAUAGAGGACAGCCCGGAUCGAGGGGCCUGCUCCACCCCGGAUAUGCCCCAGUUUGAGCCUGUGAAAACGGAAACCAUGACUGUCAGCAGUCUGGCCAUUAGAAAGAAGAUUGAGCCAGAGGCUGUACUGCAGACCAGAGUCUCCACUAUGGAUAACACCCAGCAGGUUGAUGGGAGUGCCUCAGUGGGGAGGGAGUUCAUAACAACCACUCCCUCCAUCACCACGGAGACCAUAUCGACCACCAUGGAGAGCAGUCUCAAGUCCGGGAAGGGGGCAGCUGCCAUGAUCCCAGGCCCACAGACGGUGGCCACGGAAAUCCGUUCUCUUUCUCCGAUCAUCGGGAAAGAUGUCCUCACCAGCACCUACGGCGCCACUGCGGAAACCCUCUCAACCUCCACCACCACUCAUGUUACCAAAACUGUGAAAGGAGGGUUUUCUGAGACGAGGAUCGAGAAGCGAAUCAUCAUUACUGGGGACGAAGAUGUCGAUCAAGACCAGGCCCUAGCUUUGGCCAUCAAGGAGGCCAAACUGCAGCAUCCUGAUAUGCUGGUAACCAAAGCUGUCGUAUACAGAGAAACAGACCCGUCCCCAGAGGAGAGGGACAAGAAGCCACAGGAAUCCUGACCUCUGUGAAGAGAUUCUGGCAUUUCUGGUCCAACCCAAGCCAGAGAACCAUUAAGAAGGGGCCUUCAUUCUGAUUCUCCGACGCAACACCGACGUCCCAGCUGCGACGUACUGUCACUGACGAGAGACUGGGAAGGGAAAAGCAUAUAUAUAUAGAUAUAUAGAGAUAUAGAUAUAUAUACAGGAAACACCGCGUCCUUGCACCGCUGCUGGGGCUGGCAGAGCAGUUGGCCGACAGCAACAAGCAACAUCUGAACACCUACAUUUCCUUUGCAGACAAAUUGAAGAACUGGUGGGAUUUUUUUUUUUUUCAGGAAAAAAAAAUUAUAAUAACCAUAAUCCCUUGCUCACCCCUUUCCCCCUGCCAAAUAACAAAAGCAAGCCAGACCACGAUGAUUGUAGAAGUCCCUCCCACCCUGGUUCUGCACGUCGCAGUUAGCAGACGAGCGAUUCCAUUUGUUCUUCUUCAGCAUCUCUGUUGCCCACUCAAAUGCAAAGGAAAACACUCGCGCAGCAAAGCAAGAGAAGUCGCAGCAGCAAGACACGCACAGCCAACCAUUUUCCAAGAAAGAAAGAAAGAAAGAAAGAAAAUUCCCCACUUGGAAAGAAAAAGGAGGAACACUGGAUUCUUACUUUCUGGAUCUUGACACUGGGCUGCAAAAUCCACCUUCCUCUCUCCCGCCUCCCCUCACCCUCAACUCUCAAUGUCUUGCUGUCAUUUUCUGUCUCAGCUUCUUCCUCCCCUUUCCCCCACCCCACAUGCCUCACCCUCUCUGUCCUGGUCCUGUUGAGGGCCACUGCAGAUGACUGUCCUUUGAAAUGAGAAAAAGGAAAGAAAGCAAGUACAGAAAACAAAGCCACAGGAAGGGAAGUAGACAUUGUGUGUUUAUGGUUUCUCAUGAUGAAGGUGCAGCUUGUAGGAGAUUUGUAUGGAUGUGCUUUUAAGUUAUGUAUAUUACAUAUAACAGGAAACAAAUAUUAAAAUAAACAGUGCUGGUAAGUAUGAA